Messenger RNA from Diabrotica balteata, 2379 nucleotides. The record is from the annotation of a GenBank genome assembly. Lineage: Eukaryota; Metazoa; Arthropoda; Insecta; Coleoptera; Chrysomelidae.
GCAUUCACGAUGAAAGUAAAGGAGAGAGUGGUCUGUGGCCGAACAAGAAAUUUAUUAGAUAAUAAAGACGUAACUAUAACGUUAAAAUAUUUAAGUAGCUUGUUGUUUCAAAAUUGGAUGUUAGCAUGACAGGAUCAGUCCAAAAUUUUUUCCAGAAGUAUAUUUUAUACACUGGUGAAAAGUCUAAAGGACAAAUAAAAGAAACAAAGUCAACUUCUAGGUUUUCUCCAUAUACUAGACAGGUCUUCGUGGCAGUAGGCCCACUACUACUAACAGUAUCUUCUGGAAUGACUUUUGGAUAUUCUGCCAUAUUAAUACCUCAACUACAAGUUGCUGAAAACAAUACUAUAUCAAUUGAUACAGAACAAGCAUCUUGGAUAGCAUCCAUAGCGACCCUUCCCAUGGCAGUAGGAUCCGUUAUAGGUGGAUUCUGUUUAGAAAAAUUGGGACGCAAAGCGACACAUACUAUAUCCUGCUUACCAAUAUUCUUGGGAUGGCUCCUAAUCUAUUUAGCUAAUGGAAUCAAUAUGGUCCUUUUGGGGAGAUUCAUAACGGGAUUAUUUACAGGGAUAUUGACAACAGCUACUGCGGUCUACAUUGGAGAAACGUGCGAGCCUUCCUACAGAGGAGUUUUACUAGCUGGGAUAUCAUUUUGUGUUGCAUUGGGUUUAUUUACAUCACACCUUCUUGGUACUUUCCUAUCCUGGCAAAAUACAGCACUGGUAUGCUCGCUGCUCCCUUUAAUCAGCCAAAUAAUAAUUUAUUUUUCUCCAGAGUCUGCAACAUGGCUUGCGGGUAAAGCACGAGCAGAAGAAGCAGAACAAGCAUUUUACUGGUACAGAGGAGCUUCUGAUAAGGCGAAAAAUGAAUUGAAUAUACUUUUGCAAUGCCGUAAUCACCAACCCAAAGAAUCAAGCAAGACUUUUAAAGACAAGAUAAAUGGUAUUCUAGUACCGGAGUUUCUGAAACCUUUAGGAAUAAUAGCUAUCUACAUUAUUACCAAACAGUGGUCAGGUGUCAAUGCGAUAACAUUUUAUUCCAUUCAUAUCAUGCAAGAAACCAUAGGCAAAGGUGUAGAUGAAUAUUUAUCAACUCUAAUUAUUGAUCUUUUAAGGCUUUUUAUGUCUGUUGUAGCAUGUGUUUUACUUAAAAAAAUCAAAAGACGGCCACUGGCUAUAAUAAGCGGUGUCGGUACUUUCCUGCCGCUAUUAAUACUGAGUUUCUAUAUCUAUAUUGCAAAGAUUUAUCCUCCGUUCUGUUCAAGUUACAUUCCUCUAAGUUGUCUUAUUUGUUUCAUAAUUUUUGCCAGCAUCGGAUUAGUACCCCUUCCGAGUUCUAUGCUAGGGGAAGUAUUUCCUGUGAGACACAGAAGUAAAGGUAGCGGCAUUUCGUCUUUUAUAGCUUUUUCUAUGUUCUUCUCGGUUGUUAAGUGUGUACCUAGUAUGUUUGAGAGUUAUGGUCCCAGUGGGACGUUUUUAAUUUUUGGUUUAGUUGCUCUUCUCAGUACUUUAUUUGUUAUUGUAUUUCUUCCAGAAACAAAAGAUAGGUCUUUACACGAGAUAGAGGAAUCUUUUAAGAAUAAGAAAUAACACUUUAUCUAUGUUUUUAUAUCUUGAAUAAAUAGAAGAAAUAACUAAUCUCAACGUUCCGCUAUUAUUGCAGGUAUAUUUUUCAAAAGCAGCCGCGCUUUAUCUCUAGCACUGGGUUGUGAAAUAUAUGUAUAUCUUAUCCUUUCGUUAAACUUCCUUAAUAUGUCUUGCUCUUGUUAAAGCGAUCAACUUUCUUUUGCUGAAUUUAACUAUUUCUCCUGAUUAAAUACUUAUGUUUCAAGUGUUAUCCGUCUCACGUUACUAAUAUAUCACAUUCACAAAUGACUGUGUAUAGCAGUUUCUUUUUCUACUUUCCCGCAACACGGUGAAUUCAUCCUACUUAUAGAGGUGUUAAAAGUGUUCAGUUACUGUCUCUCUCACUGGCAUAAGCUCUCGUCUGCUACGAUUCAUUAAACUAGAUGAAAAACUACCGAUAAUGUGGCUAAUGACUUUUUGUUUAUAUGCUUGCCCUUGGAGUGCUCUGAAUUUUUUUAUAACUCUGUUCCAGCCACUUAUGAAUUUUGAUUUCUAUCAUCAUUUUUUGUGGUGUCGCAGAAUGGCUAUGGACUUUAAAGUAGGUACUUCUCUCGAUUAUUACUUUACUAAAGAAUCUACUAUGCCUUCUCUUGGAUUAUUUUAUACUUCUGCACCCAUGUGUGUGCAUGGAAUUACAUAUUUUUUUGGAUAGGUACUACCUUAGUCACCAUACUGAAUGACCUGCUAUGAAUGGUUUGACAUUGUCAAGUAAUUUUGUUAGACCUAUAUUUUAAUAAAUAUUUUUGGGAAUAUC